Messenger RNA from Aureobasidium pullulans EXF-150, 2655 nucleotides. RefSeq lists its product as uncharacterized. Bases 1 to 2655 code for a protein of 884 amino acids. The transcript has 2 exons. The record is from RefSeq and is a predicted model, not a curated record. Gene Ontology annotation, molecular function: protein tyrosine phosphatase activity. Lineage: Eukaryota; Fungi; Ascomycota; Dothideomycetes; Dothideales; Saccotheciaceae. Gene Ontology annotation, biological process: protein dephosphorylation.
AUGUCUGCGGCAAAGUUUCGACCUGCCCAAACCCCCGGUGCUCGCCAUCCUCCAUCUACAAGCGCCAACAACAUGGCGCCCUUGCUUCAAUCGCCCCAACCACACCAUGGCAAUGCGCGUACUCCCAGUCCGAACUACUUUGGCUUCCCUGCUCAGGACGACUCAUACGACUCGGAAUCCACACGCCAUGCAAGAAAGAACUGGAGCCCGCCCUCGUCGACUGUAAGGUCAACCGCCGCCUUCUCGCCCACCGUCAUUCCCGCCGACCAGAACCCCGACUUCGAUGCCUUCCGCCGUCAGUCCGAGACUGUGGGCUUCAACCUGGGCUCCCUGCAUGAGUUCGACUUCAAGAAGCCUGCAUUGCCGACCGGGGGAGUCGGCAAUAACAACACAAACAACAGCAGCUUCUUCAACAACAGCAAUCACUCGAAUAGCAACAGCUUCUUCAACAACAUCAACAUCACCGCCAGCCCCAAAGCUACAACAGAGGCACGUCCAAUGCCUCCUACAGGGCGUGCUCCUUCAGGCUCCAUCUCAGGCCCCGGACGUGCUCAUUCGGGCUCCAUAUCAGGUUCAGGUAAUGACUUCCAUCUAGAUCCGGAGUCUGCGUACCAAGGCCGCUCCCCCAAAAGACAUCUUUCUAAUGAUUCGUCGUUCCCAGACGGUCUUCGCCACGCUCCUGAGCGCCCCUCAUCUCAGCCCAGGCUAGCUAUGCCCUUCAACCUCAAUCAACCCCCUCAACCAAAGUCCAAGCCUAGAGCUGAGACUGUUCCUGUGGCUGGCCCCAUGAACGACUCGGACUCUUUCAUCACUCCUCAACAUCUAUGCAAUCUUCUCGAGUCCGCUGACGAGGAGAUGCUGAUAUUGGAUCUGCGCGUCUCGACCCAAUACGGCGGUGCUCAUCUAAGAGGUGCGCUCAACUUGUGCAUCCCCACUACUCUUCUUAAGCGACCAUCAUUCAAUGUCAACAAACUCGCCGAAACUUUCAAGGAUAACCCCGACCAACGUCAGAAGUUCGAAAACUGGAAAAGUAGCAAAUAUAUCAUAGUUUACGACUCGGCCUCAUCUCAACUCAAGGACGCCACUUCAUGUGUUAACACUAUCAAGAAGUUUGACAGCGAAGGUCUGGAAGGUACUGCCUACAUCCUCAAGGGUGGCUUUGCCGACUUUGCCAGGAAGUUCCCUGCCUAUGUGGAAAGAGCAGGAGGCCAAGCAAGUCGUGGUGGCGGUCCUAUGUCGAUGAAGCUGGAUGGACCUGAGAUUGCUCCCGUCAUUGGAGGUUGCCCCAUGCCUAUGGAGAAGAAUGCAGCCAACCCCUUCUUCGGCAACAUCAGACAGAACAUGGAUCUCAUUGGUGGUGUUGGCCAGAUGGAGGUCAAGCGUCCUACAAAUCUGACAAGAGAGAUUUGCGAGCAUCUGCCGUCAUGGCUACAAGCGGCCUCCGAAGAGAAGGACAAGGGCGCUCGCGUGUCUGAUAAGUUCUUGCAGAUCGAAAAGAGAGAACAGAAGCGUAUGCAAGAAGCUCUCUCAGGCAAGGUCUCUUACGGCUCACCAACACAUUCUAUGCCCAAAUCUUCGAUUCAAAUCGCAGGUAUCGAGAAGGGUUCAAAGAACAGAUACAACAACAUUUGGCCAUACGAGCACUCUCGUGUCAAGCUGCAGGACGUCCCUUCUCAUGGUUGCGACUACUUCAACGCCAACUACAUCGCCUCGGCCCGUUCGCACAAGCGUUAUAUUGCCACCCAGGGACCUAUUCCUGCUACCUUCACUGACUUCUGGAAUGUCAUCUGGCAGCAAGAUGCUAGAGUCAUUGUUAUGCUCACAGCAGAAAAGGAGGGUGGUCAAGUCAAGGCUCACAACUACUGGUCAGACAAACAAUACGGUCCUAUGCGUCUCGAGUUCCUUUCCGAAAAGCGCGCUUCCUUGGACCCGGCAAAGAUUAAGAGACAUCGCCAACAACGUCCCUCAGUAGGUGCAAGAAAGUCAACUGAUGGCGCCCCUCUCGCACGUAUCGAGACAUCCGCAGUCGAAAACGCAGCAAAAGACGACCAGCCAUUUGUCAUCGUCCGCAAGCUCGCUCUCCGUCACGAAGGUUACCCAUUCGAGCGUAUGCGUGAGAUUACCCAGCUCCAAUACUCGAGUUGGCCAGACUUUGGCGCUCCAGCGCAUCCAGCACAUCUAUUGGGACUGGUCGAGCAAUGCGACGCCGUUGUACACAGUACGACGCAUUCAGACCUGUCAGAGCCGGAUCCACCAGAGGCACCACCGAUCGUCGUACACUGCAGUGCUGGUUGUGGACGUACAGGAACCUUCUGUACCGUGGCUUCGGUCAUCGACAUGCUCAAAAGACAACGAUCAUCUCAACGACGACAACGAUACGCACGCGACAGCUCACCCAUGCACCUCGACGAACGCAGAAGCUCUGUACAGAUGAAAGACGACAACAGCCCGUUCUUCGCACCCCCUCCCGGCCAAUCAUCAGAACAGGACGAAGUCGAUGGCCGAUGGGUACAAGACCAGGACCAAGACUUGAUCGAAAAGACAGUCGAAGAGUUCCGCAAGCAGAGACUCAGUAUGGUGCAGAGCUUGCGCCAAUUUGUACUCUGCUACGAGAGUGUGAUGGAAUGGCUUGUUGAGCAGGAGUCGGAAGAUUAG